CAGAAAGAAAAGAGAAGAAAUUUUUUUAAAAAAAAAAAAAAAACCCCACAUCUGGGUUCUGUUCAGUUUUCCUCCCUUUGGCCAGCGGUUUUGUGAGAAAAGGGAGUUCAAAGGCCUGGGUUUUGUUUUUUAAUUGAGGGGCGGGGGGCGCAGCUGAAGACAAAAGGCCAGUUCCAAAGCCGUAACCGUUGCUUCUUUGGGAGAGCAGGAGGUGUCACUGACAUGACUCCUUAUGAAAUCGAACAUCAAAUCACUUGGAUUCUUGUUUUGAUGCUGGGUUUUUGAUUGGGAGCACUGGGAGCUAGUUUCUUAGAAAUUUUGAGGAGGGUGCUCUUCAAUUUUGAUUUUUCUUCUUCUUCUUUAUUUAAGGGAUUUCUCUGAUCUUUUUCUGGUUUAGUCGCUGGGGAGUCCGGAUCCUUGAGUCAUAUGAAGAGAUCUAAGGCUUUGUUUGAAGUUGUUCUGCUUCUGGCAUUGAUUGGUGAAGCCCCAUGGGCAGCAGCCUCACAUAGAUUUGAUUGCAAGAGCACGAAAUCGAAGUUAUAUCGUCCCCACAGCGUCUCAGUAACUGAGUUCGGAGCUGUAGGGGACGGCGUGACUCUCAAUACCAAGGCCUUUGAGAACGCUAUCUUCUACCUCAACUCAUUUGCCGAUAAGGGUGGGGCCCAGCUCUUUGUUCCGGCCGGGAGAUGGCUGACGGGUAGUUUUAUGCUCAUCAGCCACCUCACAUUGUCCUUGGAUAAGGAUGCAGUGAUUCUUGGAUCCACUGAUCCUUCUCAUUGGCCAGUCAUUGAUCCACUGCCUUCAUAUGGACGAGGUCGAGAACUACCUGGUGGAAGACACGAGAGUCUCGUUCAUGGAUAUAAUUUGACAGACGUUGUAAUAACAGGCAGCAACGGAACCAUUGAUGGACAAGGGAGCUUUUGGUGGGAUUCAUUCAAUAAUAAGACUCUGGAUUAUACGCGGCCUCAUCUUGUUGAAUUUAUGUAUUCAACUGGGAUUGUCAUCUUAAAUCUUACUUUCGCAAACUCCCCCUUUGGGGCGAUUCACCCUGUAUACUGCAGCCAAGUGUUCAUCAAGAAUGUCACUAUCCUGGCCCCUCCUGAUUCGCCAAACACUGAUGCAAUUGAUCCAGACUCUUCUAACAACGUCUGCAUUGAGGACUGCUACAUCAGCACAGGCAAUGACCUAAUAGUCAUAAAGAGUGGAUGGGAUGAAUAUGGAAUUUCCUUUGCUCGACCAAGCUACAACAUCAGUAUCUGUCGCAUAACCGGAGAAACAAAAUCAGGCACAGCUAUUGCCUUUGGCAGUGAGAUGUCUGGUGGUAUAUCAAAUGUUAAUGCUGAAGACAUCCAUAUCUUCAAUUCAAAGCAUGGCAUCGGAAUAAAAACUUCUAAAGGGCGAGGUGGCUAUGUUCGAGACAUCUAUAUAUCUAAUAUGACAAUGAAAGAUGUUGAUAUAGCGAUCAUGAUCCAAGGCCAUUAUGGUGAGCACCCAGAUGGAGACGUUAUCGGUGAAAAUAUAAGAGUUGCGGGUGUAUUGGAAGGAAUCCAAGGGGAUGAGUUCACCAACAUUUGUCUCUCCAAUAUCGUUCUCAAUGUAACUAAGAAUGAUAGGUGGAAGUGCUCAUAUAUCAAUGGUUAUUCGAACAUGGUCUCUCCUGAGUUGUGUGAGGCUCUGAAAGAACUACCAGAUGAUUCAUCGCCAUGCUAUCAAAAUGAUAAUUUGAGGCCUCAAAGAUAUGAUGCCAUCCGUUUGGUUAGUCCUUUGGAAUAUAUUGGCAUCAUGGGAGCUUGAGCAUGGCUCUACAGAUGUGUUGAGUUCAAAGACAGAAAAUUCAAAUUCCCAUUGAGAGAUGUGUAUUUUGUCCAAAUAUGUUUAAUUCUUGUCAUUUUUUCUGAAUAUAUGUUGUUUUUUCUUGCAAUCGUGGGAAUUGGUCAGUGCUUCCUUGGCAUAGCAAGCUAAAAAAGUUUGAAAUCCGCUGUAAAUUCUUGUAAACAAGUAAAAUAAUGCCGAAAGUGUCUUCUUUAAGAAAAGAAGUUACCCAUUGAGUUAAGUAA
Messenger RNA from Asparagus officinalis (garden asparagus), 2057 nucleotides. Its product is annotated as probable polygalacturonase. Gene Ontology annotation, biological process: carbohydrate metabolic process. The record is from RefSeq and is a predicted model, not a curated record. NCBI's taxonomy places the organism in Eukaryota, Viridiplantae, Streptophyta, Magnoliopsida, Asparagales, Asparagaceae. Gene Ontology annotation, molecular function: polygalacturonase activity.